Messenger RNA from Lasiosphaeria miniovina, 501 nucleotides. RefSeq lists its product as uncharacterized. The record is from RefSeq and is a predicted model, not a curated record. The annotation marks the transcript as partial. The transcript has a single exon. NCBI's taxonomy places the organism in Eukaryota, Fungi, Ascomycota, Sordariomycetes, Sordariales, Lasiosphaeriaceae.
UACGACGACACAAGCUCGGUGGGGCAGAGCUCAGCGCCCACCCGGUCUAUUGUCGGGCAUCCACACCAUACCCUCGUGCAGCAGCUCGACCCCGGCCUGGACCACGUCGGUCACGGACAGCCGCAGCAGCAGAACUCGUUUGUGCUGUGGUGCGAGUUUUGCGCCCUCAAGGGGUGCCAAGUGACAUUCCGCGGCGACGACGAGGCCGGCUGGAUCGAACACCAUGCCCGCCAUCUAGAAGAUCGCUUCCCCGCCCGCCUCAUGUGUUGGUUUUGCGACCACGUCCCCUUCGUCGCCGGCCAGCCCGCUGAGCGCCGCGCCAACUUUGAGCUUCGCAUGCAGCACAUCCGCGCCCACAUCUUCGACGAGUACCAGCUCUCCGACCACAUGCGGCCCGACUUCUUCGUCAUUGAGCACUUGCACAAGCACCGCCUGCUCGAUGAGGAAACGUUUCGAUACGCAAUGCAAUACAACGAGCUGCCUGCCGCAUUCAGGCUGCCC